Messenger RNA from Cryptomeria japonica (Japanese cedar), 2179 nucleotides. RefSeq names its product pentatricopeptide repeat-containing protein At5g27460. The transcript is spliced from 3 exons. NCBI's taxonomy places the organism in Eukaryota, Viridiplantae, Streptophyta, Pinopsida, Cupressales, Cupressaceae. The coding region runs from base 204 to 1865 and encodes 553 amino acids. Gene Ontology annotation, cellular component: mitochondrion. The record is from RefSeq and is a predicted model, not a curated record. Gene Ontology annotation, molecular function: protein binding.
CUACCGCCGAGUACUAAAAAAAUACAAACUUAUCAAGCACAUUUAAAGAUCUGGCUUUAGGUUUUUUUUUCCCCAAUCAGCAAGGAAAAUAAUAAUUUUAAUAACCAUGGAAAAUACCAUGAACAAAAUUAAAUCCUCAAAAGAUUAAACCCUAAACCUUGCAACUCCAUUUCCGACAGAACGCGUAGAGCUCUGCUGUUGAAAUGACGUCGCGAUUUCUCUUGAAUGGCUUCAAAUGGUUUGCAUGCCAGAGGACACAGACAGUGCUAAAACCUUGUUCAGGGUUUGCUAGCAGGGCUGGUUCCAGCGACCUGCAAGCGACAUUUAUAGCGGAAAGACGCAAAUGUUUAUAUAACGAGAGCAGACGGAUAUUGUUGCCUUUGUGGUCCAGAUCAUUUUCGUCGGAAGUGUUGGUGGAAGAGAAUGAAACAUCGUUGUCAGCUCUAAAGAAACUUGAUCGGGAGCUUCGUAGAGACAAGUACAGCGAAGAGAGGGUAAAUAAGGCAUUACAGGUUUUGGUGGAAGACGGGAACAAGAUCAGCAAAGAACAAGUUCUUCGCCUUAUUCGAAAGUUUCGCAAGUUUCGUAAACACGAAGCUGCUUUACAGGUCUCUAAGUGGAUGCUAGAGCGAAAGGAGUUUGAACACGUAUCUGGUGACUACGCUCUCCACAUGGACUUGAUAGCGAACAUACAUGGUGUGUCUCAUGCUGAACAGUACUUUGAAAGUCUCCCUAAGAAUAUAAGGGGUCUAGAGGUCAAUUCUGCUCUUCUCCAAUGCUAUGUUCGAAAGCAAUUGGUUGAAAAAGCAGAGGAACAAUUCAAAAGAAUGGAGGAGUUAGGCCUUGCUAGAAAGGCACAUUGCUUCAAUCAGAUUAUGACACUCUAUAUGGCUACUGGACAGGCAGAUAAGGUUCUUUUGCAAGUCAAGCAAAUGAAGAAAAUGAAUGUGCUGCCAGAUAGAAAGACUUAUAAUCUAUGGUUGAAUGCAUGUGCUUCUGUUUAUGAUGGAAUUGACGAGGUGGAGAAGAUUGUGGAUGAAAUAAAAACUGGUGGUGAAAAUAACAUACACUGGUCAACAUAUUGUACCUUAGCAAACAUCUACAUCAAUGCUGAUCAUGUAGACAAAGCAGAACCUGUGGUAAAACAGGCAGAGAAAGCGAUUUCCAAAGGAUUCGGUAUUGCACAUGAGUCUGUUAUUACUCUAUAUGGUGCUCUUGGUAAUAAGGAGGGAGUUUAUAGAAUAUGGCAAUCUGUAAAAGAGGCCUACAAAAAUCCUUCAUUUUCAAAUUACGAAUCUGUGCUUUCAUCAUUGGUGAAGGUUGGGGAUAUUCGAGGAGCUGAGAAAAUAUUUGAAGAAUGGGAAUCUAAUAAUCCGGUAAAUUGCAAAUUAGCCAACAUACUUCUUGAUACUUACGUAAAGAACAGUAUGUUGGAAAAGGCUGAAAAACUUCAUGAUGACAUCUCUAAGAAAAAAUGUAAAUUAAAUUGCAGAUCUUGGGAAAUUCUUACAGAGGGUUAUUUAGAAAGCAAACGGAUGGGAAAGGCAGUUGUAACCAUGAAAAAUGCUUUAAAAAAAGGUAUAUCCAAUGGAUGGCAACCGAAGUCUCAAAACAUCAAGCUUAUUCUAAAUCAUUUUGCAAAUAAUGGCAAUGUAGAAGGGGCAGCGGAGUUUAUUGAUCGUCUUAGACCUUUUAAAUGUGUGACCACAGAGGCCUAUAACUUGGUUCUUUCAACAUAUGUCAAGGCUGGAAAACCCGCUCCCAAUAUUUUGAAGAAAAUGGCACAGGAUAAAGUUAAACCUGAUCAAGAAACUGACAGGCUGCUUAAGCUUGUCAAUACAGAGGGUUUGAAAGUGAAACCAUAAAAGCUUUAAAAAUGGCUGCAGCAAAUGGUUCUAAAUCACUUUUGAUACAGUUUCCUCUAAAUUUUAUCGGUCCAAUUAUAUUUUUUAUGCAUCAGUCAGUAGUUAUUGUUGAGGAUAAUAUUAUAGUUGAUCUCCGGAUCUGAACUGUAAUGUAAUUGCAAACAGUGUAAAAAGUGACCCUUGUUUUGACCAUUUUGAUUCAGGGAUUCUUCUCUUUAGGAAGCUUUUGCUGAAUAGGUAAGAUAUAUUUAUGAUAGCAUGAUUAUAUGAUUUUACAAGGCAACACAUGAAUCAUUUGAUGCGCAUGUAACAAA